Molecule: messenger RNA, 1784 nt
Organism: Ostrinia nubilalis (European corn borer)
Lineage: Eukaryota; Metazoa; Arthropoda; Insecta; Lepidoptera; Crambidae
Product: probable cytochrome P450 9f2
Exons: 9
Coding region: 71-1552 (493 amino acids)
Molecular function (GO): oxidoreductase activity, acting on paired donors, with incorporation or reduction of molecular oxygen; monooxygenase activity; iron ion binding
Source: RefSeq, a predicted model, not a curated record
UCUAUACCUGUUUCGCUGUGCGUGCACUGUCCAUACAGUGUUCUGCAGCUUGCGAACUAACCCGCUCGUCAUGAUAACCGAAAUAUUGAUAUUCAUUAUAACAACCCUAAUCGGAUACUAUUUAUAUGUUUAUAAGAAGAUUCACAACUAUUUUAAGGAGAGAGAUGUGAAGUUCUUGCCCGGUGUCCCCUUUUUUGGGAAUGCGUUCAAUAGUAUAGUGUUGAGGAAGCAUUUUAUUGAUGACCUGUAUGCGGUAUAUAAAGCUUUUCCUGGAGAAAGGUAUGUGGGCUACAUCGAGGGUAUUACUCCCGUAAUCCUGAUGCGUGAUCCAGAGCUGAUGAAGACGAUCACCAUCAAAGACUUCGACCACUUCCCCGAUCACAAGGAAUUCUUCAGCGAGGAGAUGGAACCCUUGUUCGGAGAAAGUUUGAUUAUGAUGAAAGGUAACAAGUGGCGAGAAAUGAGAACCACGCUGAGUCCAGCCUUCACCGGCUCCAAACUGAGGCAGAUGAUGCCGUUCAUGCAAGUAAUCAGUAAGAACAUCGUGGACUAUCUCAAAGAUCAAAAUGGCAAAGAUGUAGACGUUGAUGACGUCAUGCACCGCUUCACCACUGACAUCGCCGCUUCUACCGCCUUUGGGUUGGAAGUGAACUCAUUGAAGGACAGAGACAACGAAUUCUUGACUAUGGGGCAAGGUCUUUUCAAGUUCAGCACCCUGCAAAGGGUAUACCAGUUCUUCUGCAGUCAAUUCCCUGGUCUGACUAAGAAACUAAGAUUUACCAUGUCGCAUACGAAAGUAACGAAAUUCUACAUGAAUUUAGUAUCCAGUACUAUGGAGUUCAGAAGAAAGAACAAUGUGACGCGCCCUGACAUGAUCCAGCUAUUGAUGGAAGCUUCCAAAGAAUGGACGCUGGUCCAGCUGGCAAGUCAAGCGCUAACCUUCUUCGUGGGCAGCUUCGAGACCUCUGCAUCAACCAUGACCAUGUGUCUCCACGAGCUGGCCAUCCAUCCUGAUAUCCAAGAGAAACUGUACCAGGAGGUCAAAGAGUUCAUGGAAAACCACAAAUUAAGCUUCGAGAACGUUAAGGAGCUGAAGUAUAUGGACUGUGUUUUGAAUGAAACGUUCAGAAAAUGGUCAGUCGCCAUAGUAAUGGACAGAGUGUGCAAUAAAACGUAUGAUCUGCCCCCAGCACAUGAUGGGGGUAAACCCUACAGGCUGAACCCUGGUGACAUAGUCUACAACGUAGUCAACGCCAUCCAAAUGGACCCCGAGUAUUUCCCUGACCCUGAGGUGUUUAACCCCGACAGAUUCUCUGAGGAUAACAAACACAAUAUAAGGCCUUUUACCUUUAAUCCCUUUGGAUUAGGGCCUAGAGCUUGUCUUGGCAUGAGAUUCGCGCUUCUGGAGUUGAAAAUUUUGCUAUUGGAGUUAAUUUCAAAUUUCAAGAUUUUGAAAUGUGAGAAAACUGCGGAACCCAUAAAGCUUCAGGCAGUAGACUUCAACAUCAAGGCGCAGGGUGGGACAUGGAUAAAGUUUGAACCAAGAAAUUAAAUAAUAUCAGUGAACUCGUUUUAACAGCUUCGAUGAAACAAAUUUCUUUCUGUCAAAUUCUAUAUUUGAGGAACUAGAAUUAUUUAGUUCUUAACAAAUAAAGUAGUAUAUUAUUAUACUUACUAACAAUUACUUACCUAUAAUGGAUUGAUGUUUAAUUUGUACGUGAUAUAAAUAAUUAUUUUUCAUAAGCAACAAACAUAAUUGAAUACAUAUUAAAUCAUUAUGUUAA